GCACCGAUGCCGGAACUGACGUGUGAUCUACUUCCGGCUGCCUGAUCCCACCGGAAGACGCUGUUGGCAGCACUCGCUGCUGGCUAUGUUCUGUUAAUAUUCUAAAGGUGGUGUUAUUCCAGUUCUUUUGUAAACAUCGGCCGGUGCGCGUCGAAGGGACUGUAGUGUGGGGAUGGAGCCCAAGCCCUCAAGGAAACCCACAAGAUUGUCUCUUGAAGGACACAACUCUUUAUCUGCGCCUUCAUCAGGAACAAAAAAGUUCUACGAGAGUAGAUCAAAUGGCCUGAGUGACUUUUGUGCAACAAGAGAAACUCCAAAUAAAAUGGAAAAUGAAAUUCAGUUCUCCACAUCUGAUGGUUGCCAUUUGUCUACACCUUUUCAAUCGACUUUAUAUAAUGAAACAGAGAGACUUCCAGGAGCAUCUUCAAGAUUCUUAACCUCCCAGAACGGUGAUUCCAAGAGGCCUAAACUUGUGUCAACUGGUUCUCCUAGAAAUGGUGCUGAUUGUGAGAGCAACAAUUCAGAUUCGAUGUGGAGGUGCUCUCAGUUCCCAAGAUCAUCAGCCAUGCAAUUCAGUUCAACAUCUAGAGGUGAAACUAUCCUCCGCGAAGGAAUCGAGAUGGAAAGGAGAACAGAGUCCAGUCGUGAAGAAGAUGUUGAAAAUAGAGUUUUAUCCUAUGCACAAGGUGCAAGGCCAAGACAUCCAUUGCUUGGAUCUUUGAGACGUACCACGUCAAGUCUAAGUCAAGUACUCUCUUCUCCUUCGGAGAGCCGAUCUGUAUUCUCGAGAGACUCUAGCAGAAGUUCUUCCACGUCCUCUAAUAAUAGCACUGCCUUUUCAAACAUUGAGGUGAUACCACAAAGAAGUACAGAAUGUGGUUUCAUUCUUAGUAGAACAGGAUCUGGAGCUUCAGAAGCAAUAACCUCACAAAGGAGAAAUAUGUCUGUGUUGCAACCAAGACCACCAAAUGACUUUGCAUCAGAAUCUAGCAGCAGGUGUAGACCUAGACAGCUGUUGUCCCGUCUAGCAUCCAGUAUGUCUUCAACUUUCUCUAGCAACCGAAGACCCAACCAAGGGCAUCCAAAUGGAAGGUCUUUUGAAACAACACAUUCCAUUGGGCAUUCAGCCAACAUAUCAUUAGGUGGAAGACCAGAAAAUUUCACACAGGCUAAUAGCUCUGGCAGACAUGAAGCUGCUAAUUUUUCAAAUAAUCGAUCCUCUGAAUCUUCUCAAGGAUUUGGAUUUUUAAGGUGGAGGAGACCAGGACCAUCAAACAUUUCACAGUCUCAAAAUGCUAAUGAUGGUGUUGAAAAUUUACCAAACUUGAGGCAAGAUUAUUCUGAAAAUAGAAAUACUGCUUCAUGGUUAUCAUCUUCAUUACGAAACAGAUGCACCCCUCUCUUCAACAGAAGGAGAAGAGAAGGAAGAGAUGAAACUGCAAGAAUGGCUGCCACACCUAGUAAUACAAUAAAUGAAGCCAGAGUAGACCAGCGUUCAGUCCUCCAAAGAGAAUUUGGAACAUUUGAAAACUCGAACAGGGAACAACCAAAUGUUACCCAGGGUGCUACAGCAGCUUCUUCAGGGGCUUUGAGCUCGACUUUCUGCACUCCAUCAUCUGUACCGGAGAGUCCUCGAGGUCGAAGUACUUCAGGAAUUGCGGGAAUAUUCCCUAAUUCAGUCAUUCGCCUUUCUAUGCCAUAUGGCCUUGGAGAUGAAUUCUCUGAUAAUAUACUAAUAGCAGUUGACUUCGCAAACCAUGUUGAUACUCAUCAAGAGAAACAGAAAACUGAAAGUGCAUCUAGGGAUCCAGAAAAACUCAGAAAAAUACAGGAAAGCUUACUUUUAGAGGAUUCUGAUGAUGACGAAGGUGAUAUCUGCCGUAUAUGCCAAAUGGGAGCUGGAGCUACAAUACCUCCAAAUCCUUUAAUACAGCCAUGCAAUUGCACUGGUAGCUUGCAGCAUGUUCAUCAGGAAUGCAUGAAGAAAUGGCUGCAAUCAAAAAUAAACUCAGGUGCUGAUUUGACUGCUGUAACCACCUGUGAAUUGUGUAAAGAGAAGCUGCAGCUGGAUUUUGAAGAUUUUGAUGUUCAUGAAUUGUAUAGAACACAUGCAGAUGAACAGGCACAGUAUGAAUUCAUCAGUUCUGGUCUCUACCUUGUUCUGUUACUUCAUCUGUGUGAACAGAGAUUUUCUGAUAUGAUGGGUGGUGCAAGUGAAUCACGGACUAGACUUCGGUUCAUCCAUCUGGCAAGAACCCUUCAGCAGCACAUACAAGAUCUUGAAACCACUUGCAGCAAUACUAAUUAAACAAAGAAAUUGAGAGUGGGCUAACAUUUUAUCAGAAACGGAAGUGGACCAGCUGUAUAACAACUGGGCAACAAGACCAGAGCAGAUCAGAAACAAAGAAUUCUGCAACAACUAACUUAGGUCCUGAUUCCCCAAAGCCCAGCAAGGCACAGUUCAGAAAAAUGAUGGAAUACUGUCCACUUGCCUGGAUGAGUAAAGCUCCAACAACACUCGAAUUUCAACACCAUCCAGGAGAAAACAGCCCACUUGAUUAGCACCUGCAUCUAACACCUCAAACAUGCAUUCUGUACACCGCUGACACUCAGUGGCAGGAGUAUGGACCAUCUAGAAGAUUCACUGCGGCAACUCACCAAAAAUCCUUCAACAGUACCUUCCAAAUCCAUGAUCUCAACCGCCUAGAAGGACAAUGAUGCUGCCAGUGUAGGAACACCACUUCAUGCAUUUGGGAAUGGGCGAGAUCCCUAUCUAAUAAAAGAAUAGCU
Messenger RNA from Rhincodon typus (whale shark), 2790 nucleotides. RefSeq names its product membrane-associated ring finger (C3HC4) 7 (gene marchf7). The transcript is spliced from 10 exons. Gene Ontology annotation, molecular function: zinc ion binding. The coding region runs from base 173 to 2308 and encodes 711 amino acids. The record is from RefSeq and is a predicted model, not a curated record. NCBI's taxonomy places the organism in Eukaryota, Metazoa, Chordata, Chondrichthyes, Orectolobiformes, Rhincodontidae.